UUUACUUCUCUCGUAACACUCGUCUUCACCUAAAACUUGUAUUUAUCGAUCUUUCUCGCUCAUCCUUCGCCACUUCUCUUCUCCCUCUCUCUCAAAUUCUUGCAUGCAAAACAGCUCUACAAAGUGAUCAUCAUCUCAACAUCUCAACUUAAAGAGCAAUUAAAAUAAGACUCAACAAAUUCAAGAAAAGAGUGAUAUAUUUGACCUCUGUAAUAGACAGGAAUCAUGCCUCCAAGAGGUUUUGCCUUUGGCCGUACGGAGGAGUUCACACACCCAGACUCCAUGAGAGCCACCAUAGCUGAAUUUUUCUCCACCUUCAUCUUUGUCUUCGCUGGAGAAGGCUCUGUUCUUGCUCUAGGAAAGAUGUAUGGAGAUACCACCACGGAGGCCUCAGGGUUGAUAGCCGUAGCUUUGGCUCAUGGGUUGGCAUUGUUCGUGGCGGUGGCCAUUGCACUUAACGUAUCAGGCGGUCAUGUGAACCCGGCUGUUACUUUUGGUGCCCUGGUUGGUGGUAGAAUCUCUCUACUUCGUUCUAUACUGUAUUGGGUUGCUCAAAUAUUAGGUGCUAUUGUUGCAUCUCUCUUACUAAGGCUCACUACGGUUGGCAUGAGACCUGUAGGAUUUACUGUGGCAUCAGGAGUGGGAGAAUUGCAUGGAUUGCUAUUUGAGAUCAUUAUGACAUUUGGAUUGAUGUACACUGUUUACGCAACCGCAAUUGACCCAAAAAGGGGUAGCUUGGGAACAAUUGCACCAUUAGCAAUUGGGUUUAUCGUUGGUGCAAAUAUACUUGCAGGUGGACCAUUUGCUGGGGCAUCAAUGAAUCCAGCCAGGGCUUUUGGACCAGCUUUAGUUGGAUGGAGGUGGAGACACCAUUGGAUCUAUUGGCUCGGACCAUUUAUUGGUGCAGGACUUGCUGGUUUGAUCUAUGAAUAUGUAAUCAUACCUGCUGAAAUAACCCCACGCACUCAUACUCACCAACCAUUAGCACCUGAAGAUUACUAAGUUUUUCUCUUUGAUGUUGGUUCCAGAAUUAGUGUUCAGUCUUUGUUGUUCUGUGUAGGUGGUGUUUCUCUGUUUAUUGUUGUAUUAGUAUAUAGAGACAGAUACUUUGGUGUUGUAUUUUGUGUUGUCAUUUGAAGUUUAAAUAAAUGCCUGCCGACCU
Messenger RNA from Papaver somniferum (opium poppy), 1162 nucleotides. RefSeq names its product aquaporin TIP3-1-like. Lineage: Eukaryota; Viridiplantae; Streptophyta; Magnoliopsida; Ranunculales; Papaveraceae. Gene Ontology annotation, biological process: water transport; transmembrane transport. Gene Ontology annotation, molecular function: water channel activity. The coding region runs from base 226 to 1002 and encodes 258 amino acids. The record is from RefSeq and is a predicted model, not a curated record. Gene Ontology annotation, cellular component: membrane. The transcript is spliced from 3 exons.